UUGUUAUACCUUAAUUCAGAAUCGUUUAUAAAUCAUAAAAAUAAGCCAUCUUUUCCAUAUACAUAAAUUCAUAAAAUUUUCGGUACGCUUCUAUCAGCGAUUAUUUGUAUACAGAUAUGAGUGUAUUAUCAGCGAUAAUAUGUGCGACAAGGACGGUCGAACAGUGGGGAAGAAAGUAAUACUUGUGUGGUAUGAAUGAGACAACUGCGUUCCGACGAACUUUCACUUCAUUAUAAUUGGCAAAGUAGCAGCUGUCGCGAAGACUGUAUUUCAAUUUGCAGUGGACCACCUAGUUUACAAUUCGAAGUGUUUUAAUAUCGAUCGUAGUUUCAAUUUAUCGUCGUCUAAAACAAGAAAAACGAUUUACACGAUGGAACCAAUAACAAGAGUGAUAAUGCUGAAUAUCAAAAAAUCGGCAAGAACGUUACUGCCGUCCCGAUCUCAGUACAUUCAAAGUCAGAGGACACUUACAUCUCAACAAGUAUUCGAUCGUGAAUCUAAAUAUGGUGCUCAUAAUUAUCAUCCAAUUCCUGUGGCUUUAUGCAGGGCGGAGGGUGUCUUUAUGUGGGACGUCGAGGGAAAACGGUACUUUGAUUUUCUAAGUGCUUAUUCGGCAGUCAAUCAAGGCCACUGUCAUCCUAGAAUCUACAAGGCGAUGGUCGACCAGGCCAAGAUUUUAACUCUGACAUCUAGAGCAUUUCAUUCUGAUAUCUUGGGUGAAUUCGAGGAAUAUAUCACGAAACUUUUCAGCUAUGACAAAUGGUUGCCAAUGAACACGGGCGUGGAAGGUGGCGAAACGGCAUGCAAAUUGGCACGAAGAUGGGGAUACGCAUCCAAGGGCAUACCGAAGAAUCAGGCUAAGAUAGUGUUUGCAGAGGGCAACUUUUGGGGAAGAACAUUAAGUGCUAUCUCUUCGAGUACCGAUCCCAGCAGUUACAACGGCUUCGGCCCCUUCAUGCCGGGCUUCGAGCUUGUACCUUACGAUGAUCUUCCGGCGCUUCAACGAGCCCUCGCCGAUCCAAAUGUCUGUGCUUUCAUGGUGGAGCCUAUCCAAGGUGAAGCUGGCGUAGUAGUCCCUAAGGAUGGGUAUCUAAAAGGAAUUCGAGAGCUUUGCUCGAAGAAUAAUGUCUUGUGGAUCGCGGAUGAGGUGCAGACCGGCCUGGCGAGAACGGGAAAGCGGAUCGCAGUGGAUCACGAAAACGUGAAGCCAGAUAUUCUGAUUCUCGGUAAAGCUCUGUCCGGAGGAUUUUAUCCUGUUUCCGGUGUAUUAGCUAACGAUCCCGUUAUGCUAACGAUCAAACCUGGCGAGCACGGGUCUACUUAUGGUGGCAAUCCUUUGGGAUGCAGAAUUGCCCUUGAAGCACUUCGCGUUCUAGAAGAGGAGAAACUCGCUGAGAAUGCGGAAAGACUCGGUCACAUAUUCAGAAAUGAGCUUAGCAAGCUACCGAAGGAGGUAGUCACUUUAGUGAGGGGAAAAGGUCUCUUGAAUGCCAUUGUCAUUAAUGAAAAGAUCGACGCUAUGGAUAUUUGCUUGAAACUGAAGGAACACGGGCUCUUGGCGAAACCAACGCAUGGACAUAUCAUUCGUCUAGCACCACCGUUAGUUAUCACGGAGGAACAAUUACGCGAGGGCGUGGAUAUCAUUUCUAAAACUAUUCUCACGCAUAACUAACAUUUUCAUUUUUUAGAACAGUAUUAUUUCAAUAUUGUAUUUUUCGAAUAAAAAUGUCAAUUUUGUCAUAAAAUU
Molecule: messenger RNA, 1747 nt
Organism: Solenopsis invicta (red fire ant)
Lineage: Eukaryota; Metazoa; Arthropoda; Insecta; Hymenoptera; Formicidae
Product: ornithine aminotransferase, mitochondrial
Exons: 5
Coding region: 371-1672 (433 amino acids)
Cellular component (GO): cytoplasm
Molecular function (GO): identical protein binding; L-ornithine transaminase activity; pyridoxal phosphate binding
Source: RefSeq, a predicted model, not a curated record